This is a messenger RNA of Acanthisitta chloris (rifleman), 996 nucleotides long. RefSeq names its product double-stranded RNA-specific editase 1-like. Gene Ontology annotation, molecular function: double-stranded RNA binding; double-stranded RNA adenosine deaminase activity; tRNA-specific adenosine deaminase activity. Gene Ontology annotation, biological process: adenosine to inosine editing; RNA processing. Gene Ontology annotation, cellular component: cytoplasm; nucleolus. Lineage: Eukaryota; Metazoa; Chordata; Aves; Passeriformes; Acanthisittidae. The annotation marks the transcript as partial. The record is from RefSeq and is a predicted model, not a curated record. The transcript is spliced from 2 exons.
CUCCGCCAGCCAAGAAACCAGCAAAAAUACUUCACAAUGGAUGUAGACGAUGAAGAAAACAUGAGUUCGAGCAGCACUGAUGUUAAAGAAAACCGCAACGUGGACAACGUUCCUCCCAAGGACAGCGGUGGGCAAGGGGCCGGGGAGGGGACGCAGCUCUCCAACGGUGGUGGCAGCAGCAGCAGGAAGAGACCUUUGGAGGAGGGCAACAAUGGCCAUUCCAAAUUCCGCCCAAAGAAGAGGAAGAAAACGCCCGGCCCUGUUCUGCCAAAGAACGCCCUGAUGCAACUGAAUGAGAUUAAACCCGGUUUACAGUACAAACUCCUCUCCCAGACAGGGCCAGUCCAUGCCCCCAUGUUCGUGAUGGCAGUUGAAGUCAAUGGGCAGGUAUUUGAGGGGUCUGGCCCAACGAAAAAGAAAGCCAAACUUCAUGCAGCCGAGAAGGCACUGCGGUCUUUUGUCCAGUUCCCAAACGCCUCAGAAGCCCAUCUGGCAAUGGGAAGGACUCUGUCGGUCAACACGGACUUCACAUCUGACCAAGCAGACUUCCCCGACACCCUUUUCAAUGGAUUUGAAACGCCAGUCCCUUCCGAUGCUUCCUUUUAUGUUGGGUCCAACGGGGAUGGGUCCUUUAGCUCCAGUGGGGACUAUGGUUUGCCGUCGUCUGCUGUAGCCAGCAGCCUUUCCCAGUCACCUCUCCCCCCUCCAUCACCCUACCCCACUGCCAGUGGAAAGAACCCUGUCAUGAUCCUCAACGAGCUGCGGCCAGGGCUGAAGUACGAAUUUCUCUCAGAGAGCGGAGAGAGCCACGCCAAAAACUUUGUCAUGGCUGUGGUGGUGGAUGGUCAGACUUUUGAAGGCUCGGGAAGGAAUAAAAAGCUGGCAAAAGCUCGGGCUGCUCAGUCGGCCCUGGCAUCCUUGUUUAACAUGCAGCUGGACCAGACUCCAUCUCGACAGCCCAUUCCCAGCGAGGGGCUCCAGUUACACUUGCCACAG